This is a messenger RNA of Oldenlandia corymbosa var. corymbosa, 2355 nucleotides long. Lineage: Eukaryota; Viridiplantae; Streptophyta; Magnoliopsida; Gentianales; Rubiaceae. The record is from the annotation of a GenBank genome assembly.
AAUGUAAACUGAACAAUAAUUUUAAAAAUUGAAACAGAGAAUAUUAAAUUUUGAAAUUUAUAGUCUGCUUUAAUGUGGAUUGUUGUUUUCCGACAGUGAUAGUAACAUCUAAAUUAUCACGUUUUUUGUGAAUUGUCUAGACAGCUAAAAUCUCCCCAGUCUAUGAGGACCAUUCCUCUCUAAGCUACUAGUCCUGGACAGAAAACUCCAUACAACUAGCUAGCUAUCCCUCCAUAUUUCAUUCUUCACUAAUUUUUUAUGAUUUAAGCAAAAAACCAUGCACCCAUUUAUUCUUCCAGUUACCUUGGUUAUUCUGCUCUUCAUCUUCAUCAAGUUCAUAUACUCCACCAUCUGGAUCCCUUACAAAAUCCAACGCCACUUCUAUAAGCAAGGAAUCAAGGGACCUGGCUACCUUCCGAUAUAUGGAAAUUCAGUAGAAUUCAAGGGGGAAUUCGAUCAGAGUUACAGCAAAAAACCGAUGGGAUAUUUCAGCCACGACAUAGUCCAUCGGGUGGAUCCAUGCUACCACAAGUGGACUGCCAUGUACGGUAAGACUCUCCUGUUUUGGCAUGGUUCGACCCCUAAGCUGGUUCUGGCUCAACCCGAAAUGCUAAAGGAAGUUUAUCUUAACAAAUCGGGUCAUGUGGUCAAAGUCAAGUUUCCACCGCUGGCUGAGCAGCUCUUCGGAAAGGGUCUCAUUGACUUGCAUGGUGAGAAGUGGUCGGUUCAUCGGAAAAUUGCCAAUCCGGCGUUCGUCAUGGACCGAGUGAAGUCAUGGAUUCCUGAAGUGGUGGAUAGUGCUCAAAAGGUUCUAAAGAAAUGGGAAGAUGAGACAAGAGAAAGAUAUGAAAUUGAAGUGGAUGUGCUCAAAGAAUUCCAUUUCCUGUCUGCAGAGAUUCUAUCAAAAACAGCAUUCGGUAGUAACUUCGAAGAAGGAAAGCAUAUAUUUGAACUACAAGACCAACAGGCUGCGUUGACUUUGCAGGCUUUGAGAACAGUAUACAUCCCUGGUUUAAGGUUUUUGCCAACUCGAGACAACAGAAAGAGGUGGAAUGUUGAGAAGGAAACGCGACAGCUGAUAAGGAAGUUGAUUGAAAGGGACAGAAGAGAAGGAGGAAAUUCGAAAUGUCUCCUUAGUUUCUUACUAAAUGGAGGAUUGCCGGUGGACGAAGUCAUCGAUGAAUGCCAGACAUUCUAUUUUGCUGGAAAAGAAGCAGUUGCGAUAUUCUUGUCUUGGACACUUUUGCUUUUAGCAUUGCACCCAGAAUGGCAAACCAAGGCCCGAGAAGAAGUUUUUCGGGUUUGCAAGGACGACGAGAUUCCAAAUGGAGACAUUUUGAACGACUUGAAAAUUGUAAGGCCCGCCAUCCAAAUUAACUCAAAUCUUCUCAACUACUCCCUCUGGUCCUUAAUUAUUAUAAAAUAUUUUGAUUUAUCCUAAAUUUCAUAUGGUAUGUAUUUCUAAUCGAAAAUAAAAACCUUAAAAAUAUUUUAAAAACUGAAAGGAAUUCUGAGGCAAACCAAAAUAACUUACGAUAUUAAGAACUGGAGAGGGUGUGUUACAUUAAUGUUGUUGACAUAAAUCAUGUUUCUAUGUUUCAUCAAACAGGUCAAUUUGAUACUUAAUGAAUCGCUUCGGUUGUACCCUCCAGUUCCAGCUGUGGUAAGGGAAGCAUCUAAGGAUAUUAACGUCGGAAAUCUUGACGUUCCAGCUUGUACACAGUUCUAUUUGCCUAUUGCUGCUGUUCAUCAUGACACUGAAAUAUGGGGAGCUGAUGCAAAUGACUUCAAUCCGCAAAGAUUUGCCGAGCCUCGCAAGCAUUUGGCUUCUUUCUUCCCUUUCAGUUUGGGUUCUAGGAUAUGCAUCGGUCAUAAUUUCGCCAUAAUGGAGGGGAAAAUUAUCCUAGCUCUUAUCCUCAAACAAUUUACCUUUCAGUUAUCACCAACUUAUGUCCAUGCUCCAGUUACAUUUCUGACUGUCACACCUCAAUUUGGUGCCCAAAUCCUGUUUAAACGGAUUUGAAGUAUAAGGUCUGGUCUUUACUUGAUUGUUGUGUUCCUUGUAAAAUUUUCUAGAGAAAUAUUGACAUUUAAUGAUAUAAAAAGUCACGUACUACUAUUAUUGUGAAAGAUCUAAAAAUUAAUUUUUAUUUAUUGGAUAGGUGAAUGGGGAGAUUGAAAAGUAAUCUUGACUUUUAAUUAUUUUUUAUUUUUGGGAAUAAAAACUUCAUAUUCACUUUAUUACUAGAAUUCAUCCAAUAACAAUUUAUAGAAAAAGAAUGCAUCCAUUGAAAUAUUGUCUUUAAAAUUUAAUUCAAGACAGUUACCUACGUAUAUGCCUUUACAUUUUUUACG